Molecule: messenger RNA, 1448 nt
Organism: Aphanomyces invadans
Lineage: Eukaryota; Oomycota; Saprolegniomycetes; Saprolegniales; Verrucalvaceae
Exons: 3
Coding region: 16-1278 (420 amino acids)
Cellular component (GO): cytoplasm; nucleus
Molecular function (GO): nicotinamide-nucleotide adenylyltransferase activity; ATP hydrolysis activity
Source: RefSeq, a predicted model, not a curated record
CGAAGAGCAAACGACAUGACCGCCACCGCGACUGCAACCGCACGACGGCUAUUGGAGGACAUCUUUGCGUCGAAGCGAGUCAAAUGCGCCAUUAGCCUCACUGGCGGUGGGGGAAACGUGGCUGGGGAGAUCUUGGGAACAAGUGGAGCGUCCAGUACGCUCUUGGAACUGACUGUACCCUACUAUCAGCAGAGCUUGGUUGAUUUCUUGAAUUUGCCGUCCGAAGUCGUCAACCGCGAGGUACCCACCCGAUUCUCGUAUUCAAGUCAAGAAGUGUCCAUGCUGAUGGCAAAGAAGUCGUUGGAGAGAGCUCGGGUCCUCGUAUCUCUCGAUGAAGCCGCCGCCUGCGUGGGUAUUGGGUGCACGGCAGCCCUAGUGUCUUUGCAACCGCGCCGAGGAAGUCAUCGUGCAUUUGUCACUUUGUGCUCCGUCCAUGGCACGUACAAUUUCAGUCUGGACUUGCACAAGGGAGCACGAAGUCGAAAGGAGGAAGACGAGUGCGUGGGCAAUUUGAUCGUGUUGGCUCUGUCGAAAGCCGCCAACGUGGAUGUGUCACAACUCCAGAAGGAUCUAACCCCCCACGAGUUGGACACAUUGACCGUAGAUGCGACCGAAUUCGACAAUGCUAUGUCGUCGACACUGCUGUCGUUGCACAGCACCUCCAUUGCGUUCUUCCCCAACAAUGUGGUCUUGCGCGACAUGCCGUGGAAACGAAUGCUUGUACUCCCCGGCUCGUUCAACCCAGUGCACCAAGGCCACAUGGAAUUUGCUCGGGCGAGUCAACGACUGCUUGAAAAGCUCGACGGCGGCGAAUUGUACACCCCGCUCUUUGAGUUGUCCAUCAAAAAUGCUGACAAAGGGGCGCUGGUGGAUGUGGCGGACCUUACUCGUCGGGUGCAAGGCCUCGUUGAAACCCACCACCAGCGUGUCGUGCUCACGAAUGCGUCCUUAUUUGUCGACAAGGCAGCACUCUUCCCCGCGUGCGUGUUUGCCAUUGGCGCCGAUACCGCUGUUCGCCUUGUGGAUCCAAAGUAUUAUGGGCAUGACGUUAACAACGUAUGGAUGGCGCUGUCCACGAUCGCGUCGCACAAGUGUCGGUUUGUUGUCGCGGGGCGACUCGUGGGAGGGACGUUUGUGACGGCGGAAGAAUCGGUUUCCAAGGUGCCGUCCCCAUUUCAACAUUUGUUCCUGCCCCUUCCAGAAUCCGACUUUCGACUGGACCUGUCAUCAACCGAAAUACGCGAGCGCUUGAACGGCGGCACGGCGCUGCCAUCAUAGUCGCGCAAAUGGUUCGAGUCUGCCCUUCUACGAAAAUGAAUACAAGUCAAACGAAAGGUUCCUGAGCUAGCCAAACUGUAGCGAACCUCGUGUCCCUUUCGAGUGCUAGCUAGAUCGUACCCUGUCCACCUUCCUCACGCAUAAACUCUCUAGCCAUCUUGGCCGUCCCC